This is a messenger RNA of Staurois parvus, 1611 nucleotides long. Lineage: Eukaryota; Metazoa; Chordata; Amphibia; Anura; Ranidae. The record is from the annotation of a GenBank genome assembly.
GAGCUUCAAAUGGCGGUGCAAUGUGUGACCAAAGUGGAGCUGAGCAUUUCCUGCGACAACCUUCUAGAUAAGGAUAUUAGUUCCAAAUCUGAUCCUUUGUGUGUUCUCCAAAUGAACACCAGUGGCCAGCAAUGGUUUGAGGUUGAUCGCACGGAACGGAUUUCCAAUUGCUUAAACCCAAAGUUUGCAAAGAAGUUUGUGAUUGACUACUACUUUGAAGUCGUGCAGAAAGUGAAGUUUGCCGUUUAUGAUAUUGACAAUAAAACCUACGAUCUGGGAGAUGAUGAUUUCUUGGGAGAGUGUGAAUGCACCCUGGGACAAAUCGUGUCUAGCAAGAGACUGACCAAACCGCUUGUAAUGAAAAAUGGCAGACCAGCAGCCAAAGGAACAAUAACGAUAUGUGCGGAAGAGAUUAAGGAUAACAGAAUAGUACAGUUUGAAGCGGAAGCAAGAAAAUUGGACAAUAAGGAUUUCUUUGGAAAGUCGGACCCUUACUUGGAGUUUUACAGACAGGGGGAUGAUGGAAGAUGGCAGAUGGUCCACAGGACAGAAGUGGUCAAGAAUAAUCUGAAUCCUGUUUGGAGACCUUUCAAAAUACCACUGCGGUCCCUCUGCAAUGGGGAUAUGGAGAAGCCAAUACGGGUUGAAUGUUAUGACUAUGACAGUGAUGGAUCACAUGACCUCAUCGGAAUCUUCCAGACCAACAUGUCUAAGCUAAAGGAAGCAAGUCGUUCGAUGCCAGUGGAAUUUGAUUGCAUAAAUGAGAAGAAGAGACAGAAGAAGAAAAAAUUACAGGAAUUCUGGGGUCGUCAUGUGAAACAUUGUCAGAUCACCAUAGAAUACACCUUCCUGGAUUUUAUAAUGGGUGGAUGUCAGAUGAAUUUUGUUGUUGGCAUUGACUUUACUGGAUCCAAUGGUGACCCUCGCUCUCCCAACUCUCUGCACUUCAUUAGUCCUAAUGGUGUCAAUGAAUAUCUGCAUGCCAUCUGGUCUGUAGGUUUGGUCAUUCAGGAUUAUGACGCAGACAAGAUGUUUCCAGCUUUUGGUUUUGGGGCCCAAAUACCACCCACGGGACAGGUUUCACAUGAGUUCCCAAUAAACUUCAACCCAUCAAAUCCUUACUGUGCUGGAGUUGAGGGGAUAGUAGAUGCGUAUCGCAGCUGUCUUCCUCAAGUUAAACUGUACGGCCCAACCAACUUUUCUCCAAUUAUUAACCACGUCGCUGCAUUUGCUGCAGCUGCAACUCAGCAAAAGACUGCUUCUCAAUACUUUGUCCUGCUGAUUAUCACUGAUGGGGUGAUAACAGAUCUUGAUCAGACGCGACAUGCCAUUGUUAAUGCUGCCAAGCUUCCGAUGUCCAUCAUCAUAAUUGGCGUGGGAGGGGCCGACUUCAGUGCCAUGGAGUUUCUGGAUGGUGACAAUGGAGGUCUCCGAUCACCUACUGGAGAGAUGGCGAUAAGAGACAUUGUGCAGUUUGUGCCAUUCAGGAAGUUUGCACAGGCUCCCAAGGAAGCCCUCGCUCAAAGUGUUUUGGCUGAGGUUCCCCAGCAAGUUGUCUCUUACUUCAGCAUGUACAAACUAAAGCCUCCCAACGAUCCAGCAGCUAAUUAA